Messenger RNA from Micromonas pusilla CCMP1545, 1840 nucleotides. RefSeq lists its product as uncharacterized. Bases 246 to 1811 code for a protein of 521 amino acids. Gene Ontology annotation, molecular function: aspartic endopeptidase activity, intramembrane cleaving. Lineage: Eukaryota; Viridiplantae; Chlorophyta; Mamiellophyceae; Mamiellales; Mamiellaceae. Gene Ontology annotation, cellular component: membrane. The transcript has a single exon. The record is from RefSeq and is a predicted model, not a curated record.
CGCGCACCGCGCAAACAACGCGUCCAUCCCGCGAGGAGGAGGAGGGGGACGCGUACGCCUGGGUGUUGCCGCUCUUGCAUGCGAGUGUCAGCAAGACGGCAUCCGAAACAGUCUGUCGAUACGCUCGACGAGCGGUCUUCUUCGGAUCUCGCGCAUCAACACAUCAUCAUCAUCUCGCGUCGUCGUCCUCGACACGCGUCGGGGCGAGGUCGACGCCUGAAGGGAAAAGACGGUGGAUAAGGAAGAUGGCGAAGCGAACUGCGGCUCUCACUUUGAUCGCGAUGCUCGUAAUCGCGUUCUUCGCGUCCGUGAACGGCGAGACGACGACGGCGUCGUCGUGCUUGACGCGACAGGAGACGAUCGGGGUCUCGAUCACGACGACGAAUUCUUCCACGAGCGACGCCCGGUACCUGGGCGUGCUCGCGCACUUUGGCUCUGAAGUCGGCGUGACUGCGGGCGCAUCCCUCCCACUCGCCGUCGCGAGUGGGGAUAAGCUCGCGUGCGGGUCGAUCACAGAAGUAUCCGGAGAGAUCGUGCUCGUGUGGAGAGGGACGUGCUCGUUCCUCGAAAAAGCCUCGAACGCGCAAGCUGCAGGCGCGUCAGCGGUGGUCGUCGUGACGGACGGGAACGAACUGAGCCCUAUGACGUGCGAAGGCGACGCCAGCAUCAAGAUACCGGCGAUGAUGGUUUCAAGCGCUGACGGAGACGCGCUCGCGACGCGCGCGGCCGCGGGGGGUACCGUCGCGCUCGCUGUUCUGCCAACCACGGGAAACGUCGACCUCGUCGCGUCGCUUGCGUUGCUGACGAUCGCGACGAUAACGAUCUUAUUCGGUUCGAUGUGGGCGCGGGCGGAUCAACUCAUCACUCUGUACCCGAAGUUCGAGAACGGAAGCGGUGGCGGUCCCGGCGAGGAAGAAGGACUUCAAAUCACUGGGAUGAGCGCACUGUACUUCGUCGUGUUUUCCUCCGCGGUUCUGCUUUUGAUUUUCUUCACGAUGCACCACUGGGUGUUCACGAUCAUCAGGUGCGUGUUCUGCUUCGCCGCGGUGCAAGGGCUUCAGGCGUUCUUCUUUGCCGUGCUUGAGACGCUCGCGAAAGGGGACAGGUCCAAUCCGAAAGCGUCGUACGUGUUCGCGGUCGUGAUUGUCGCGGUUUGGUUUUUCAAUCAAAACGCAUCGUGGGCGUGGAUCCUUCAGGACGUCUUAGGGGUGUCGUUCUUAGUGAACGUCUUGAGACUCGUUCGCCUUCCGAGUCUGAGGGUAGGGACGAUGCUCCUCUGCGCGGCGAUGGCGUACGAUAUCUUCUGGGUGUACCUCCAGCCACACUUGUUCAGCGGCGAGAGCGUCAUGGUGAAGGUCGCGACGGGUGGGGAAAACCACGAGUCUUUGCCGAUGUUAUUCCUGUUCCCGCGGCUUGACUACGACGCUGACAGUGGUGGUAAGGAAUUCUCAAUGCUUGGAUACGGAGACGUCAUCCUCCCCGGUCUUUUGAUCGUGCACAACCAUCUGUUCGAUAAUUCGGCGAACCAGACGAUUCGCGCGAGGAACGCGUGGCUGUUCCCUUCGCUCGUGAUGUACGUCUUCGGUUUGCUUGUCACAUUUGCGGCGUUGCAUUUUGAGGUUGGAGGACAAGGUGGCCAGCCCGCGCUAUGUUAUCUCACACCCACGGUUGUUGGAGGGACUGUUCUUUACGCACGUGCGCGUGGAGACUUUGACAGGAUGUGGGCGGGAGACGCGGGCGAAGAAGAAGAAGGGUAUAUCGCAGGGGAGGGCGACCGCGAGCGCUUGAUGCCGCGGUAUUCGAGCGUAUAGUUGUUAUAGUAUUCACGAGUUGACUAAAA